AUGGCAACCUUGCCCAUGCCCAAUACUGGACCAAGUCGGAGUCGUAAGCUCGAGGAGAAAAGGAUUGCUGAAAAGGAGAAAGCAUUGCGGCUCUCAAAGAUUUUUCUGGAACAGGACAAUGUUGGUCAAGGUAGUGAAGAUGAGGAAGAAAACCACGGUACUGCGCAUAAUCUGGCAGGAGUUAAAGCUCUUCAUGGCAUUGACAAAGUAGUGGAAGGUGGGGCAGUUGUUUUAACACUAAAAGAUCAGAAUAUACUUGCAGAUGGUGACAUCAAUGAAGAGAUUGAUAUGCUUGAGAAUGUUGAACUUGGAGAACAAAAGCAGCGAGAUGAGGCUUACAAGGCUGCAAAGAAGAAAACAGGGAUCUAUGAGGAUAAGUUUAAUGAUGAUCCCAGUGCAGAGAAGAAAAUGUUGCCACAGUAUGAUGACCCCACUGCAGAUGAGGGGUUAGCUUUGGAUGAAAGAGGACGUUUCUCUGGCGAAGCAGAGAAAAAACUUCAAAAGCUUCGUAAAAGGUUAGAGGGUGCUUCCAAUAACAUUCACUUUGAAGAUCUCAAUGCAAUUGGGAAGAUCACAUCAGAUUACUACACUCAAGAAGAAAUGCUUAACUUUAAAAAGCCCAAGAAAAAGAAAUCCUUGCGGAAGAAAGAGAAGUUGGAUUUGGAUGUGCUUGAAGCAGAAGCUCUCUCUUCAGGCUUGGGAGUUGAGGAUCUUGGCUCUUGGAAUGAUGCAAGGAGGCAAGCCAUCAAAGAGGAGCAAGAAAGAGUAGAGGCUGACUUGAGAAAAAAUGCAUACCAGUCAGCUUAUGCUAAAGCCGAUGAGGCAUCAAAAUCACUGCAGAUGGAACAAAUUCUUCCUGUUAAAUUAGAGGAAGAUGAGAAUCCUGUUUUUGCAGAUGAAGAUGAUGAUCUUUAUAAAUCUUUAGAAAGAGCAAGGAAAUUGGCUCUUAAAAAGCAAGAGGAGGAGGCAGCAUCUGGUCCUCAAGCAAUUGCACGUCUUGCCACUACUGCCAGCAGUCAAACUACAGAAGAUAUAAACCCCACAACUGGAAAGUCGCAAGAAAACAAGGUUGUCUUUACAGAGAUGGAGGAGUUUGUUUGGGGUCUCCAGCUUGAUGAAGAAGCCCGUAAGCCUGAAAAUGAAGAUGUUUUUAUGCAAGAAGAUGAAGAGCCAAGAGUUUCCGAUGAAGAAGUAAAAGAUGAGGCUGGUGGAUGGACUGAAGUUAAAGAUAUCAGUAAAGAUGAGCACCUUGCGGAUGAGGACAUGGAGGAGAUAGUUCCAGAUGAAGCUAUCCAUGAAGUUGCAAUUGGGAAAUGGUUAUCAGGUGCGCUGAAGCUGCUUAAAGAUCGAGGAACACUUAAAGAAAGCAUCGAGUGGGGUGGUAGAAACAUGGACAAGAAGAAGAGCAAACUCGUGGGUAUUGUAGAUGAUGAUGAACCAAAGGAGCCUCGUUCAUCCGCUCUAGUCGAUUUUAAAAAGGAGAUUCGCAUUGAGCGGACAGAUGAAUUUGAGCAAAUUGUAAGUGCUUCACUUAACCAGCCAAUCAUUUCUUAUUUUUUUUCUGUAGCACAAAUGGCCUCUCCCUCCCACACACAUAUACAGAUGUCAGUUACAUAA
Molecule: messenger RNA, 1617 nt
Organism: Quercus lobata
Lineage: Eukaryota; Viridiplantae; Streptophyta; Magnoliopsida; Fagales; Fagaceae
Product: SART-1 family protein DOT2-like
Exons: 9
Coding region: 1-1617 (538 amino acids)
Biological process (GO): maturation of 5S rRNA; mRNA cis splicing, via spliceosome
Cellular component (GO): U4/U6 x U5 tri-snRNP complex
Source: RefSeq, a predicted model, not a curated record